AGUGUAUGUUUUGCACUCACGACUUUCACGACAGCCCCUGUGAACGGGCCAAAAAUUGUUGCAGUGAAAAUAGUCAGCCUUUAUUCUUCGGAUUGAUCAGUAUUCUUUCCGAGGUCUGAGCGCUUGUGAUUCACUCUUCCUUUUUUUCUGUAGUUUUGAGACUUAGCUCCUAACCAACACCGCCACCACCAAAAACAACCAUGGCUGAUGAUGAAGCAAAGAAGGCCAAACAGGCCGAAAUCGAGCGCAAGCGUGCUGAGGUGCGCAAGCGUAUGGAGGAGGCCUCGAAAGCAAAGAAAGCCAAGAAAGGUUUCAUGACUCCAGAAAGAAAGAAGAAACUGAGGCUGUUGUUGCGUAAGAAAGCCGCCGAAGAACUGAAGAAGGAACAGGAGCGUAAAGCAGCGGAACGUAGGCGCAUCAUUGAGGAACGAUGCGGCAAGGCAAAGAACAUCGAAGAUGCCAACGAAGACGUGUUGAAAGACAUAGUUAAAGAAUAUUACAACCGUAUGUAUACAUGUGAAGGCCAAAAAUGGGAUCUGGAAUUCGAAGUCCGGAAAAGAGAUUGGGAGAUUUCCGACCUCAACGCCCAAGUCAACGACCUUCGCGGUAAAUUCGUCAAGCCAACGCUAAAGAAGGUCUCCAAAUACGAGAACAAAUUCGCCAAGCUGCAGAAGAAGGCUGCAGAAUUCAACUUCCGCAACCAGCUCAAGGUUGUCAAAAAGAAGGAAUUCACCCUGGAAGAGGAAGACAAGGAGAAGAAACCCGAUUGGUCCAAGAAGGGCGACGCCAAGGAAGAAGAAGCUGCCGCUUAAAUGAAGGGCCGUGGAAAUCAUCCGAAUCACCACCAAGACGCCUUCUUAGAUCACAUGGCUAAGCCAUUCUAUGUAGUUUACAGAACAAGCCUGUCUAUCCGUCAAACAGUUGACAGACAAAAAAAGUCGCCCUCCACACCCCAGCCUGGAAGUAUGCAAGCCCAACCGAAAGGAGAUGAAUGGAACAACACACUAUGGACGACGAACCUCAUUUGUAAAAUGUUGAACAUGAGCAAGAGCGGUGACCCUGCGAAGACUAAAAUAUUUCUUUUACACUCUCUAUUAAGUUCAUCCUAGAUUUGUAAUUUAAUAACAAAAUUAUCAUGUAAUCAAGUGGUUUUUAUUUUCUGUGGAGAUGUGAACACACUCGCAGCUAAGAAGAUACGAACGGGAGACCAAGCGCAGCGUUAUCAGGCGAGCGAAAGAGCGACGAACAGAACGACGAAAGAGAGAAAAGAGACUACUAUUCAGCCAGCUGCGCGAAGGAAGAACACAGUGGUGUACGAGAGAGAAGCUUUGUUCAGCUUCAACACUGUGCGCCUCGAAGUUGCAUUGCCAUUUUUUCGAAACAUUGUUUGCGAGUAAAAACUUUAUUUUGUAUCUUUGUAA
Wyeomyia smithii (pitcher-plant mosquito) is the source of this 1421-nucleotide messenger RNA. It is a transcript of the gene wupA, whose product is annotated as troponin I. The record is from RefSeq and is a predicted model, not a curated record. Bases 201 to 812 code for a protein of 203 amino acids. The transcript has 9 exons. Gene Ontology annotation, cellular component: troponin complex. Gene Ontology annotation, biological process: muscle contraction. NCBI's taxonomy places the organism in Eukaryota, Metazoa, Arthropoda, Insecta, Diptera, Culicidae.